GCGGGGUGGGUGUGUCCCUAGGCCCCCUCCGAGUUUGUGGGCUUUUCGGUGGCGCCACCACGGCGGUAUCGGGUCCUUCUCGCACCCAGGAGCGGCGCUCAGGGGCCCGGAUAGGCGGCCAGGAGGAGCCCGGAGACUGUACCAUGGAACUGGAAGCCGUGCUGAAAGAGCGGGGUGCCUCCGCCGGGGAUCCCGCUCGUGUUCUGGGGGCCUGGGUCAAACGUGGCUGGCCGGCCGGGUCCGACACUGAACUGAUGAGCAGCGCUGCCGAGUCCAACGCUGGGAGCAGAGCCUGCGACCUGGAGUACGAGGAGCUGCCCGAGGGAUCCACCGUCACCACACACAUGCUGGCCGGUGCCGUGGCCGGGAUCAUGGAGCACUGCCUUAUGUACCCUGUGGACUGUGUCAAGACCCGGAUGCAAAGUCUGCAGCCUGAUCCCGCAGCUCGAUAUCGCAACGUGAUGGAGGCCUUGUUAAAAAUCAUCCGCACAGAGGGACUCUGGAGGCCGAUGCGAGGAAUGAAUGUUACAGCAACAGGAGCCGGCCCGGCCCAUGCCCUCUAUUUUGCCUGCUAUGAGAAACUGAAAAAGACACUGAGUGAUGUGAUCCGCCCCGGGGGCAAUAGCCAUAUAGCUAACGGGGCCGCUGGCUGUGUAGCGACACUGUUACAUGAUGCAGCUAUGAAUCCUGCUGAAGUGAUCAAGCAGAGGAUGCAGAUGUACAACUCGCCAUACCGGAAAGUGACGGACUGUAUGAGAGCCGUGUGGCGGAAUGAGGGUGCUGGUGCCUUUUAUAGAAGCUACACGACGCAGCUGACCAUGAACAUCCCCUUCCAGGCUAUACACUUUAUGACCUACGAGUUCAUGCAAGAGCACCUGAAUUCCCAGAGACAAUACAACCCAACCUCCCAUGUGCUGUCUGGUGCCUGCGCAGGGGCAGUGGCCGCCGCGGUCACAACACCACUGGACGUUUGCAAAACCUUACUGAACACACAGGAGUCGCUGGCCUUGAAUUCCUCCAACAUGAGCGGACAUAUCACAGGCAUGGCCAAUGCCUUUAGGACGGUUUAUCAAGUAGGCGGCGUCACGGCCUACUUCCGAGGCGUUCAGGCCAGAAUCAUCUAUCAGAUGCCCUCUACAGCUAUUGCGUGGUCUGUGUACGAGUUCUUCAAAUACAUCAUCACCAAGCGUCAGGAGGAGAGGAGGGCAGGUCACUGAAGCGCCAUACCAAAGCACAGCCGUUAGAGAUGUUCCAGGCCGGGUUAAUGAACUCGUCAGCCUGCAAGAUCUGCCUUUCUUUUAAUGUUUUAUCUAACCUGUUCUUAGCGCGCAGAGAGGCCUCUGUCCUCCAUCACUGUCCCUUAUACAACGCACAGAACAAAGACAGUAUGUGUUGUUCUCUACCAGGUUCUGCCUUAUGUUCAUUUUGUCGCACCGUAGCACCUUUUUAAA
Molecule: messenger RNA, 1451 nt
Organism: Nanorana parkeri
Lineage: Eukaryota; Metazoa; Chordata; Amphibia; Anura; Dicroglossidae
Gene: SLC25A28
Product: solute carrier family 25 member 28
Exons: 4
Coding region: 144-1217 (357 amino acids)
Biological process (GO): iron import into the mitochondrion
Cellular component (GO): mitochondrial membrane
Molecular function (GO): ferrous iron transmembrane transporter activity
Source: RefSeq, a predicted model, not a curated record